Molecule: messenger RNA, 625 nt
Organism: Drosophila obscura
Lineage: Eukaryota; Metazoa; Arthropoda; Insecta; Diptera; Drosophilidae
Product: C-type lectin 37Da-like
Exons: 2
Coding region: 24-566 (180 amino acids)
Biological process (GO): biological process involved in interspecies interaction between organisms
Cellular component (GO): external side of plasma membrane
Molecular function (GO): carbohydrate binding
Source: RefSeq, a predicted model, not a curated record
AUCCAACUCAUAGUCUUGGCAAAAUGCUUCUCGGCUGCACUGGACUCGUCGCCUGCUUGGGCUUUCUUUCCCUGUGUGGAGCGUAUAAAGUGACACCAAUUGUUGCGGAUGGAUUGCCUGGAUUAUCGAAUAUUACCACAGAACCAUUUGUGAAGAUCGGCAAUGGCUACUAUUAUAUUGAGAGUACCCUGAACAAGAACUGGUUUGAUGCCUUUGAGUCGUGUCGACGCAUGAGUGCCGAUUUGAUUUCAUUUGAAAGCCUCGAAGAAUGGGAUUUGAUCAAUGAUUAUAUCGUAGAACGGAAAAUCAAUGGCGCAUAUUGGACCUCAGGCAAUGAUUUUGCGUACCAGGGUAAACAUGUAUGGCACUCAACAGGAGAGCCCGUCACACUGAACAUCUGGAAUGCGGGGGACCCAAAUAAUCACGGCGGAAACGAGCACUGCGAUGAAUUUUGGUAUGCGACUAAUGUCAAGCACAAUGUACUGAAUGACAAGCAAUGCUCUGUCCAGAGCCACUAUAUAUGCGAGGCACCUCAGCCAAAGACAGCAUCGUUUAUUAUAUGGUAGUAUAGUAAUCCCUUUGAUAACAUUCUAAAGAGAAUAUAAAUCGAGCAUUUCAAUUCAGA